Gossypium raimondii (Peruvian cotton) is the source of this 2104-nucleotide messenger RNA. RefSeq lists its product as uncharacterized. Lineage: Eukaryota; Viridiplantae; Streptophyta; Magnoliopsida; Malvales; Malvaceae. Gene Ontology annotation, cellular component: plasma membrane. The record is from RefSeq and is a predicted model, not a curated record. The transcript is spliced from 11 exons. The coding region runs from base 183 to 1808 and encodes 541 amino acids.
AAAAUGAAAGCUAACAAACAAAAAGCUCUCAUUUUGAGUAAUUUAUUUAUUAGGUUUCCCAAAAAUUAUUAAGAAAAUAAAUAAUAAUACUCAUAAAAUUUAAUCCUUUUUUUCACCCACCGAUUCAACCCUCCUUUUUGAUUUGAUAACUUUCUUCCUCUCAAUUUUCACCGGAAUAUGUUAUGUGUUCCACAUCUUCAGGCUUUACCGCACUGCUGCAAUCAUUGUUAGAGAGCUACAAGAGCAUUUUCAGUUGCAUGACCCAAUGGUGGCAAAAGGCUAGAAGAGCUAUGGAUUGCUUUCAGAGUGUUAGUCGUGUUAAAGGUUCCCUAUGCCAACAGUUAUUAAUAUUCAUUUUCUGGUUAUCGAGUUUCCAAGAUGUUGCCACAUUGCAUGACCCUAGUCACAUUCCUUCCACGUCUGAGCUAGCUAAUCCACCGACUACUGCAUUAUUUGAACCUAUAGAAAUAUCCCCUGCUGUCAUUCCACGAUACCCUUCUCCUGACGAAUCUGUACCACCCAUGUACCCAAGUUUCCCCACAACAUAUGAACCAAAUUUAACUGGAAGGUGCCCUGUAAAUUUUUCUGCUAUCUCGAAUAUCAUGGGGAAAACAGCAUCUGAUUGUUCUCUACCUUUGGCAGCACUUGUAGGAAAUGUUAUAUGUUGUCCACAGCUUGGUAGUUUACUCCACAUCUUCCAGGGUUAUGGCAUCGAUUCUGAUAAGUUGGUCUUGGGAAAUGCUGUUGCUAAUGAUUGUUUUUCAGAUGUCAUUAGUAUCUUAGCUAGCAGAGGGGCCAACAAGACAAUUCCCACGGUAUGUUCUGUAAAAUCAUCAAAUCUCACAGGUGGUUCUUGUCCGGUGAAGAAUGUUAAUACCUUUGAGAAAACAGUGAAUACGAGCAAGUUAUUAGAGGCUUGCAGCACUGUUGAUCCUCUAAAGGAGUGCUGCAGGCCGGUUUGCCAACCUGCAAUUAUGGAAGCUGCUCUACAGAUUUCUGGAACACAAAUGAUGCUCAAUGAUGAUAAAACUGUAGUAGGGGAGACUAAUCAUAUGGAUGCCAUUAAUGACUGUAAAGGGGUGGUAUAUUCAUAUCUUUCAAGGAAACUCUUGCCAGAUGUGGCCAACUCUGCAUUCAGAAUACUAUCUGCCUGCAAGGUCAACAAGGUUUGCCCUUUGGAAUUUAACCAGCCAUCAGAAGUAAUUAAGGCAUGCCGUAACAUAGCUGCUCCCAGCCCUUCCUGUUGUAGCUCAUUAAAUACAUACAUUGCGGGGAUACAGAAGCAAAUGUUAAUAACAAACAAGCAAGCCAUUGUCUGUGCAACUAUGUUUGGAUCAAUAUUAAGAAAAGGCGGAGUUAUGACAAAUGUUUAUGAGCUUUGUGAUGUUGACUUAAAAGAUUUUAGUAUCCAAGCAUACGGACAACAAGGAUGCCUAUUACGAAGCUUACCAGCAGAUGUGAUAUUUGACAAUUCGACGGGCUACAGCUUUACAUGCGACUUGACUGACAACAUUGGAGCACCGUGGCCGUCAUCAUCUUCAAUGUCGUCCUUGUCUCUUUGUGCUCCAGAGAUGUCGUUGCCUGCCUUACCAACAUCGGAGACGCUGAAAAAUCUAGGCUGCCAUGGAUGCACAUUGGAAAUGUUGAGGUUGAGGUUGAGGUGGUUUAAAAAAGGACAGUGUAGGACUUUUGUGUGGUGGAAAAAUUUACUUGCAUUGUAUGUUUCCAUUAGGCCCUUCUUGUAUACCGUGUGCGCCGACGAGGUUGUCUUUAUGAGACAAAAAGUAGAGGGAGCUAAGCUAAGCUAGUGAAAAUGAGUGAAAAAAGUUUCCAACCACACGAGUGCUUGCAAGCAUGGUGUGGAUCAUAUUAUGCCAUGAGGAAUGAGAUCUUAAAAAGGGGGUUUGGUUUGCCGAAUAUAAUAUUAUGGUUUGUAACGUGAUAUUUUAAAAUGAGAUUAUAGUGUUUAGAUUGUCAAUAUUUUAGUCAUCCUAUAACCUUAUAUUACGUAAUAUUCUCAAUAUGUAAUCUAGAGUGUAACAUCAUUGCACUCCAUUUCUUAGGUUAUUGUGGAUUACGGGCAUAAUCUUAAAUUUUAGACCAA